UUUAUUGUGAAGUGAGUUUUUCGAUAGUGUACCAAUUAUUUUAAUUUUUGUUUAGUGAAUGCUGUGUAAAUUGUAAAACCUAAUUAUUGAGAAGUCUUUAGUUUUCAUAUUAUACCUGUAUCUUUCUUAUUCGUUUUAAUCUAGCCUUUAUGUUCUUACUUCAGUGUGAUAAGGAAGAAUGAUAAUGACCUAAUCUAAAGAAUUAACUUGAUUUGCUAUGACUUCAAACUGAUUGUAUCAAGAUUUUGAUAAAGAUGUGGAGAAAUUACUUCUAAAACAACAUUAUGAAAUAACCAUAUCACUAUGACAGAAAGCAUUUCAACACUUACUGCUCCCAUUUCACUGUCCACAUAUCAUCAGCUGAGUUUAACAGUUGAAUCAGCAAGCAUUCGAAAUUCUGGAUUUUUAAAACCCAAUCCUUAUUUACAAGUGAUAAUAGAUGACAAAAUUUCAAGAAGAACUGAGGUCCUGAAGAAUACUUUACAUCCAAAAUGGAAGGAAGAGUUUACAGUGCUGGUCACACCAUUGUCACAAAUAUUGUUCCGUUUGGCCGACCACCAUAGUUUCAGGAAAGACAAUGUUAUUGGCGAAAAAAGAGUAAACCUAUUGAAAAUUCUUUUAUAUUUUAAUGGAAAAUGUGAAAAUGUGGAACUGAGUAUAGAUUUGAUGAAAACAGUAUCUUCAGACAGUGCAACUACUGCAAACACUGAAGUGAAAGCUGCUGAACUUGUGCUAUUGCUCGAUGGUUUAAGAAUAGAUCCUGCUAUUUUGAGUCAAUCCCAUGAAGUGCUUGGAGAGUCUGCCACCUCCCGAUGUUCUCUUACUGAAGGUGUCAGAGCUCGAAUUAGAUUAAGAAAUAAUCUAGAGACAUUGAGAUCUAUGGGGCAUCCACGAACUUUAAGACCACCGCCGGGUCCGCCUCCACUGAGCAACGGCGCGGCAGUCGCACCGGAGAGCGGCGCAGGCCCGUCGCGGCAGGACGCCGAGCCGCACGCGCCCGCGAGCGCCGCGCCAGCGCCCGCCGUCGCCACGCCCGCCGCCGCACCCGAAGAGCCGCUGCCGCCCGGCUGGGAGAUGCGAUAUGACGUCUACGGGAGACGGUACUACGUGGACCACAACACGCGCUCCACGUCGUGGGAGCGGCCGCAGCCGCUGCCGCCGGGCUGGGAGGUGCGGCGCGACGCGCGCGGCCGCGUGUACUACGUGGACCACAACACGCGCACCACCACGUGGCAGCGCCCCGACACCGAGCGCCUGGCGCGCUUCCAGCACUGGCGCGGCGAGCGGCGCCACGUGGUCGCGCAGGGCAACCAGCGCUUCCUGUACCCGCCGCCGCCGCCCGCGCAGCCCGCCAGCGACCACGACCCGCCUCCCUCAGUAAACAGUAUUUCGGUCCCGGCCGUGGGCCCGGCGGCGGCGGGCGGAGCGAGCGCGGCGAGCGGCGCGGCGGCAGGCGCGGUGGCGGGUGCGGCGGCGGGCGAGGACGCGCCGGGCGCGCUGCCGGCCGGCUGGGAGCGCCGCGUGCAGCCCGACGGCCGCGUCUACUACGUCAACCACAAGAACCGCACCACGCAGUGGGAGGACCCGCGCACGCAGGGGCAGGAGAUCAGCGCGCUGGAGGAGGCGCUGCCGCCCGGCUGGGAGAGCCGCUUCACGGAGGAGGGCACGCGCUACUUCGUGGACCACAACACGCGCACCACCACGUUCCAGGACCCGCGGCCCGGUGCGCCGCAGGGCGUGCAGGGCGCCUACGGCGUGCCGCGCGCCUACGAACGCUCGUUCCGCUGGAAGCUCAGCCAGUUCCGCUACCUGUGCCAGAGCAACGCGCUGCCCAGCCACAUCAAGAUCACGCUGGCGCGGCAGACGCUGUUCGAGGACUCCUAUCACCAAAUCAUGAGGCUACCUGCAUACGAACUGCGAAGAAGACUGUACAUAAUAUUCCGCGGGGAAGAGGGUUUAGAUUACGGAGGCGUCAGUCGAGAAUGGUUCUUCCUCCUUUCACAUGAAGUGCUCAAUCCCAUGUACUGUCUGUUCGAGUACGCGAACAAAAACAAUUACAGCCUGCAAAUAAAUCCAGCGAGCUACGUCAACCCGGACCACCUCCUGUACUUCAAGUUCAUAGGCAGGUUUAUCGCGAUGGCUCUUUAUCACGGCAGAUUCAUUUACUCCGGUUUCACGAUGCCCUUCUAUAAAAGAAUGUUAAAUAAGAAAUUGACAAUGAAAGACAUUGAAUCGAUCGAUCCCGAAUUUUAUAACUCCUUGGUUUGGAUCAAAGACAAUAACAUUGAUGAGUGUGGCCUCGAAAUGUGGUUUAGCGUGGACUUCGAAGUUUUAGGGCAAGUUAUACAUCACGAGCUGAAACCGGCCGGAGAUAAGGACCGCGUCACUGAAGCCAACAAAGAACAAUACUUGCAAUUGGUUACGCAAUGGCGUAUGACGCGAGGCAUUGAGGAACAAACUAAUGCCUUCCUAGACGGUUUUAACGAGGUGGUGCCCUUGGAAUGGUUGAAAUACUUCGACGAGCGCGAACUGGAGCUGAUGCUGUGCGGCAUGCAGGAGGUGGACGUGGAGGACUGGCAGCGCAACACCAUCUACCGCCACUAUACGCGCACCAGCAAGCAGGUCGCCUGGUUCUGGCAGUUUGUACGACAAAUGGACAACGAAAAGCGGGCCAGGCUGUUACAGUUUGUAACGGGAACCUGUCGUGUCCCUGUGGGUGGCUUUGCUGAACUCAUGGGCUCUAAUGGACCACAACGUUUUUGUAUAGAAAAGGUCGGCAAGGACACUUGGCUGCCGCGCUCGCACACCUGCUUCAACCGACUCGACCUACCGCCUUAUAAAAGUUACGAACAAUUGUGCGAGAAAUUAAAUUACGCUAUCGAGGAAACCGAGGGUUUCGGUCAGGAGUAAAUAAAUUUGAUGAUAGCACUAGUAGAAUAAUGUAAAUUAUUAUCACAUUAAUUUUAAACUGCACCGACACCAUGAACGAAUUACUCAGUGGAGCCGUCGUAAAAAGACCAACCAAAUACUUGUAUGAAUAUUUUGUUUAAACAAUAAUUUUAUUAUGUAGAUAUUUUUAGUGUAUUAUGCCAGUUAUAUAAGAUAUAUUUUGUUUGAACUAUAUUUAUAAAGUUCGUCUAUAAAGUUCAAUAAAAGUUCUUAAAAAUAAAA
This is a messenger RNA of Maniola jurtina (meadow brown), 3171 nucleotides long. It is a transcript of the gene Su(dx), whose product is annotated as E3 ubiquitin-protein ligase Su(dx). Gene Ontology annotation, biological process: ubiquitin-dependent protein catabolic process. The record is from RefSeq and is a predicted model, not a curated record. Lineage: Eukaryota; Metazoa; Arthropoda; Insecta; Lepidoptera; Nymphalidae. Gene Ontology annotation, molecular function: ubiquitin protein ligase activity; protein binding. The transcript is spliced from 14 exons. Bases 304 to 2910 code for a protein of 868 amino acids.